This is a messenger RNA of Oryza sativa Japonica Group (Japanese rice), 3067 nucleotides long. RefSeq lists its product as uncharacterized. The record is from RefSeq and is a predicted model, not a curated record. Gene Ontology annotation, biological process: heterochromatin formation. NCBI's taxonomy places the organism in Eukaryota, Viridiplantae, Streptophyta, Magnoliopsida, Poales, Poaceae.
GUCCCGUCUCUCCACACCCACGCCCACACACGCAAACACAGAACACACCACCCCGCGCCGCAUCGAUCGCUCCCACGACCGACGCGAGCCGCAGCGGCGGCGGAAGCGGUCGGGACCGACGCGGACCCGUCGAUCUCCUCGCGAGCGCGAACCCUCGCCGGAGCCCCUUCCCCGCCGGCGGACUCCCCCGCGUUCUCUCUCUCUCUCUCUCCUCGCGCCAGGGGAGCGGAGUGAGGCCUAGCUAAGCUCCGGUUCGUAGGUUUUCUUGUGGUUUGUAUCUGUGUGUGGCACAAUUAAGGUCCAGCUUAUUGGUGCCUAGAUUUGGAAGUGAAGCACACAAUUAAUUCGACUGAAGUGAGGUCCUAACUUUUUCCAUCUUUGAGCCAGAAGUUUCAAUGAGUCGUCUUCAUGGCAAUGACAUAGGAUAUCCAGUUCAGUCACCCUACUGGUUUUAGUAGAUAUAUUAUGGGAUACUGUUGAUACUCGCGAGGAAUCAUCUGAAUGUAAAAAACUUGAGAUGGAAAAGGGAAGUGAGGAAUAUAUAUCGUUUUAUGACUCUGAACUAGAAGAAGGUGAGUUCAGGGAGUGUAGAGCAUUUGAGGAUCAAACUGUUAAAGUGAGGCAGUUGGCAUUGCAUGGAACAUGUUCUGGGGAAUACAGUCGAAGUUAUUCAUCACAUGUCAACAGUAGAUCAAAUAAAAGGCACAAACAGAAGGAGCAUGACUAUUAUAAAUAUUCCGAUUAUCUACAAGUCUUGAAAAAGAUUGAAAAAGUCAGCUCAAGAAGAUUUGAUAAACUAUUGGUAUGGCACAACGAAGACCGUGAGGAAUUCAAUGUUGUGCGCAAAAGUCAAGAGUUUGAGUUCUUCCAAGAACAUCUACGCUCUUAUGAAGUCCAGUACACACGAGUUAUACCAACAAUAAAACGUUGCAGGAUGAAGCUACCAAAGUUACUAUUCUCUGUUUUGCACAAGACUUUUCAUAAACAUUUCCAAUCCCAGCUGAUAGAAUUUGUGAAACGACAAAUAAAAGAUAGAGACAAGGAUAAGAGAGUAAGAAACCGCUGGAUAUUUGAGGCUGAAGCUGGUUACCUUAAGACAGAUUUUGACAUGAUUCCCUUGUCAUAUUCUGGGCUUAAGAUAGAGAAAUUGAAAUGCUCUUCGACUGACUAUUUAAAUGGUGAUGCACAGCUCAACUACUUUAACAUGGAAUGUCUAUCUACUGAAAUUGAAGCUAUUGCUUCUUCAAGUACAAAAUCAGAAGAGACCUGUGCAGGCAAGAGAAGCGACACUUCUGAGCCCAUUCUAGACAAUUCAGAAGUUCUGCUUGAAAUCAAUGUAUCUACCAAGGAUGGGGCUUCAGUUGGUGCAGCUGAAGAAGUUUUCACCUGUGAAAGGUCUUCACAGUCCACCUGUGGGCCGACUACAAUGGUAUUUGGUCAAAAUAAUGGGAGACAAAUUGACUUCCCAGUAGCAGCACAAAGUAAUGUGGGGGAUGCAGAGUUAUCCUAUGCCUCUCAAUCUCACAUUAGUGCAGCAUCAGCACAUGCUAAUGUUGUGGCUGCUGAUUCAGAAAAUGCAAACCUGCUUUCCAGAGCAAAGGGAAGAUGUCCAAGUUCAACCUAUAAUGUUUCGCUAGGUUCCUGCUCUGGGUCUCAGAGAAAACUCCCAUUUGAGUCUGCCUCGAGCCCGUGCGAAACUGCAUUGCUUCACAAGGAAGCCCCAUGUGCAGAUCACCAGAUAUCCUUGAACACUGUUUCUCCGCAGGAAGCUCCCUGCGCAAAUCACCAAAUAUCCUUGGACACUGUUUCUCCGCAGGAAGCUCCAUCUGCAAGUCCGCCUUCAACUAAUGUGAUUCAGAUGGAACAAUCUGAGGACAUUAGUAAUGUGAUUCGGGUGGAACAGUCUGAGGACAUUAGAAGUGAGGAAGCGCCUAAUGGUCAAGCUUCCUCCUUUGCCCAAGUUACCGAGCAGCCUAACAUGCAAGCAAAUACAUCAACUUGCCAGGCUGUUACUCAUCAACCACCUGAUGGGAGUAUUCAUUCGGUUAGAACUGAGUUUAUCAACCCUCGAGCAUCAAAUAUUGAGUCAUAUUCAGUCAACCAGAUUCUAACAAGAUCCAUCUUUGAGCAACGCCCUAAUGAAGCUGGGUUUCAAUCAGAUCCCGUUGCUGUUGAGUUGAGUCGGUUACAGAUGUUACGUUGUCUGAUGACCAAGAGACAUGAAGAGAAGCGGCAACAAAUUAUUUUGGCACGUGAAAUAGAGAUGGCUGAAACUAAAAGGAAGUAUGAUGAGCUGAUCCAUAAAUUGGAGAUGGAAACAUCACAGAGAAAGAAAGGAAUUCAAAUACUUGCUGACAAAGUCUAUAAACGACAAACGUUGGCUGAGGGAUUCCAGACUAUGUUUGUUUCACACGGAUCAAGAGCCAGGAGAAGCAUGCAGCCUAAUCGAUCAUCAGGUCAGCAGGCUUUGCAGAUUCCUGCAUCCGUUUCAGCCCCGGCAUCAGCAGUCAUGUGUCAACCAUCGCAACAGGAUGCGCAGUCAUCCAUGGGCAGUUCACCGCGACACCCUUUUGUGACAAUAAAUCACCAUAGCAUGGACUAUUUGGGCAGAUCUGCUACUCCCUUGGCUCACAGUCGAGGUGCUGGCAUGGGCUCUGGGAUUGCGUACCAUGCACCAGAAUCCCAUCUCCAUUCUGUUGUAAAUCCAUUGCCAGCAUCAGGUCUCCAACUUGGGAUCGCGAGCUUGGAACAAUAGCUGGGGCUUUUGAUUCUUCUUCGAAGCUUUCGGGCAUGCAGCCCGUAAGGUUACAUACAGUGUAACCGUAUGUGUUUCUAUGAUGACUUUAACUUCUGAGUUUUGCUUAGUGAGAAAUAGAUCCUACUUAGAAUCCGAUCAGGCCGUAUACUUCUCUAGCUGGGAGAUUAAUCUGUUAGUUUAUGUUUCGCUUUCUGCAUCCUUCAAGUUCAGUAGCAACAGUUUGACUGAGACUGGAGCUGUCACAGGUGGCAGACAUGUGGUACACCCAAAAUCCUGAAACCAGCCUGCAUCUGAAGUGCUUGGCCGUCC